ACGUAAGCGCUUUCAUUUUCCAGCAACCAGGAACGGAUGCUUUCUCGACAAUGGAGCAGCUUAUGUCGAAGUCGUCUCCUUAUUUUUAUCCCUUGUCACUGGGAUUUACUGCUUUAGUUCUUGUUCUUUCAGUCAUGUUUGCAUAUAAAAGGUUUCUGCAAAACAAUGAACGCCCACAGUCUCUGAAUGAAAGGAAGAAAAAGGACGAGAAAUGUACACACACUCAACAGAAAACGCACACUGACCAGUCUCAAACGGAUGAUGCCUCCGAGGAAGUUGGAGAUUGUGAUGCCCCUCUGCUUUCUUCAAACCUUCAGCCAGAGAUAGACCCCCUGACUUACUGUGAACACAUACAGAGUGAAGUGAAAAAGGCCAAACAAAGGGUGACUGCAAAAAAGUUCAACAAAGAUCUCACGGAGGAACAGAUCGAGGAAGAGAGAGAGGUUCAGAGGAAACAACUCCAGUCCAUAUUCGAGUUGAUGCAGACUGAAAGCGACAGAUUUGGCAUCAGCAGUCUCGAAGAUGUCCAAAGUCAGAUGAAGCUCUAUGCAUAAUUACUGUCUCUUGAUCAAUUUUGAUCACCUUAUUUCCCCAAAUUUAAUUGUAUAUUUUUUUGUUCUCCAAAUAGUUUGCAUUUCAGAAUAUUCCAUUGAAAGAGAAUUAAUAUGAAUAAGAAAAUUAUUUUCGUUAGUUACCUGUAAUUUUGUUUCAAGAUGCAAUUAAAGGUACAUGUUAUAUUUCAAAAUGUCAAUAAAUGGUACCUAUAUUUUUAAAAACAAGAGAUCUUUUUUUAAAACAGAAGUGCAUUUUUAUCACAUUCCAUCACUAAACUGAUAUUGUCAUACAGAACUUUUUUGUG
Molecule: messenger RNA, 859 nt
Organism: Saccostrea cuccullata (small rock oyster)
Lineage: Eukaryota; Metazoa; Mollusca; Bivalvia; Ostreida; Ostreidae
Exons: 2
Coding region: 51-554 (167 amino acids)
Source: RefSeq, a predicted model, not a curated record